AUGGGUUCAGAAAGAAGGAAAGCAUUACCAUUCAAAGCUAAAAUGCCAGAUAUUGCCAACAUAUUAAGACUUUUGAAUGAACUUCUCGCAUGCUUUAGGGUUACUUUGCAAGGAAAGUUUGGCCAGAUUUUGGAUCUCCUCUUAGUAGAUGUUCAAACACCAGCCAUCAUCGCUUUGACUCAGUUCUAUAAUCCUCCGCUUCGAAGCUUCUUAUUCCAAGACUUUCAGUUGACUCCAACCUUGGAGGAAUUUGACCGACACUUGGGAUUUUCUAUGAAAGGAAAGACACCGUAUAAUAGGAUUAGUCAGGUACCUGAGGUAGAGAAGCUAGCCCUUGCACUCCACAUCCCCAUAUCUGAUGCAUUGGCUAAUUGGAAGAAAAGGGAUAAUCUCUUUGGUUUUUGGAGGGAAUACCUAGAAGAAGAAACAGAAAGGCUGUUUGUGAUACAUCAUUGGGAUGCAUUGGCAAAUAUAUUAUCUCUUCUCAUAUAUGGGCUAGUAUUGUUCCCAACCCAUGAAGGUUUUAUAGAUUCUGCUGCCAUAAGUGUCUUUUGGACCGUUUGGAAGGAUAAACAAAGUUUGGUUCCUCCACUAAUAGCCGACACUUUUCAUGCUUUGCAUACUCGAUAUCAAAAGAAGAACGUAAUAUUAAUAUGUUUCCUUCCAUUCCUCUAUAAUUGGCUUAUCUCAUAUGUGUUCAAGCCUAAUGCUCACAUCAGUGAAAUGUCCAAUGGGGAUUGGGCAAGAACUCUGGUGUCUUUGUCUAGUAAGGAUAUCCUUUGGUACCGACACAAGCUGAAUGUUGAAGAAAUCAUUGUCAAUUGUGGUAGUUUCCCAAAUGUACCACUAAUAGGAUCUAAAGGUUGCAUCAGCUACAACCCCAUGUUAGCUCUGCGAUAG
This is a messenger RNA of Lathyrus oleraceus (garden pea), 900 nucleotides long. RefSeq lists its product as uncharacterized. Bases 1 to 900 code for a protein of 299 amino acids. The record is from RefSeq and is a predicted model, not a curated record. The transcript has a single exon. NCBI's taxonomy places the organism in Eukaryota, Viridiplantae, Streptophyta, Magnoliopsida, Fabales, Fabaceae.